Messenger RNA from Magallana angulata, 1154 nucleotides. RefSeq lists its product as uncharacterized. Bases 22 to 744 code for a protein of 240 amino acids. The transcript has 4 exons. The record is from RefSeq and is a predicted model, not a curated record. NCBI's taxonomy places the organism in Eukaryota, Metazoa, Mollusca, Bivalvia, Ostreida, Ostreidae.
UGUUUUGUAUUAACUGACAUCAUGAAUUCAUUCAACUACCAAACUUUGUCGUUUAACAACGCGGACUACAGCUACGGUUCAAAUGGAUCUAUGCAGCAGAGUACAUCAUAUUUGCCCCAAAGCGUUUCCAAGACUUGUGACUAUAACUGCAUUUGUUGUGCCCGUUUUCACGUUGGAAACCCUUGCCCUUGUAAUACACCGAAGACAUCCAUUGGGACCCAAACAGACCUGGAAGUUCCCCAGGGACUUGAUUCUGAGCGUUUUUGGAAACGUGGAACUUAUGAGCAUAGCAUUUUACAGAAAUCCGUACAUGAUGUUGUUCAGAAGUACCACCUCAGUGGGAAAGCAGAUGCUAGUUGGGAGCAAGCAACGAGUGAGAUCAUGAUUUCAUUUACAAAGGACAUGCCACAGACAUCAACAAACCGGCAGAAAAUUCAACAACGCAUGAAGAAAGCGAUUUAUUGGCUUAAAUUCUAUGGGAAGAAAAAAACUCAAGCCAUGAAGGAUGGGCAGAAGUCGGUUUUUCGAUUCUUGUGCAAGUCUAGGAAAGAGAAGUCUCAGACCACACCAGCUGCAACCAGCACAUUGUUUAAAGAUGCCCAUGAUAUAGGAGCAGACAAUCGUGGAGAUGACACAUUAGAGGAGCUGAUGUCCACACCUCCCUCUGAAGAUGAUGACAGCUCCGACAGUGAUGUCCCAUUGUCUACGUACAUCAGGAAAGGAAAGACAAAGAAAGGACAGUAAAGAUCACAGACAUUAUAUAUGUGUGAUGAUAUUCCAGUGACCCCAUGAUUGUGCGCAAAAGACUGAUUCACUUAACUACAAGCCUGUAUCAUGUCUAUUUACUAAGUUCUUGUAUGGGCCUAUGUGUAUUUAAAUGUAUAAUUUGGCAUGUUUACAAAUAAAAUGAAAUAAAAUCAUAUGGAAAUUAAUGUAUCAUUUUAGUUGAAAUAAAGUCACCAUUCUCUAAACUUAAAUGGUAGAGAUUAUAAAGAUGUUGACAGGUAUAAUUUGCCUAGGAAUAAAUAAACUUCUGUUUCACUCAUGGUUGAGGAAAUUCGAGAGUUCUAACGUUAAGAGUCUCGAAUUUCCUCAGCGUUGAGUGAACACCAGUUCCACGCAUACACGUGAGAUACAUCAAAAUUAAUGUAAAA